Coregonus sp. 'balchen' is the source of this 11170-nucleotide messenger RNA. Lineage: Eukaryota; Metazoa; Chordata; Actinopteri; Salmoniformes; Salmonidae. The record is from the annotation of a GenBank genome assembly.
AGCCACGAACUAAAAGGGAUAUAACCACGCGCCCUCUAACACAAGAAACCGGUUUUCUAACUGCUUUAAAUACAGCUAAACUAAUGUCGUACACUAAAGUAGUACCAGCUCUAGUCAGGGCAAAUUCUGACAACAUCAAGAGAAUAUGCUUGUCUCAGGGGAGAUUUCGGUCCACGGUCGCAUCCACGAAACGUAAGGAGGUUGAAGGAGGGAAAGAAGAGCAGCAAGUUGAUGAGUGCACCGUGGUGAAAGCUGUUCAAGCUGACCUCAUCAGCCAAACAAAAAAUAACACCGAUGCUCAAAAACAGAAGAUCGCAAUCGACUUUGAUAAUACGCAUGAAGCAUAUAAAAGUAAAAAUAACAUUGAGCUGCUUAGAAGUCUGUUGGUCUUCAAGCUUUGCACAUUCGACUUCCUCGUUGACAAGAACAAGGAGGUACGGAUAUUAUUUUGAUGAGAUUGUUUUUGUUACAUUGUGGUUAGUAGUAGGUGUGGUUAGUAGAACUAUGAUACAAGCGAUAACAUUUUUGACUGUUAAAUAGACAUUAUUAAACAUUCAUGCGGAAAAACAAGAACAGCUUGUUAACAAGGGUCCAAGGGAUUCUCACAGUGAAAAAGUUCCAAUUCACUACUUUCAUUCAUUUGCUCUGCCCUCAUAUUUUAAUUUGCUUGACGCGCGACCCACGUGACUACAUAGCGCGCAAGUCAAGGAUGUUGAGAGGAUGGGCCCAAUUUUGGUUUUAGAAGUGGGGGGAACAUUUUUUAUUUCUUUUUAAUCCAGUCAGAUAAACACUCCAAAUAGCCUACCCGGCUGCUCGGAGGCGUCCGCAUGGUCCUAAAGCAUGUUCCCUCCAUCCCCAGUUAAAGUUGCGCCCCUGGAGACUACUCAUAUUUAGCCUCACAUUGAAGUGUUUUACCAUUUUUAUUUUAAGGACAACCAGGGCUACAGGUAGAACACAAAACAAUUUGACAUAAACAGUUGCAUUCAUGAGUUUUAUUGACAAAUGUCAAUAUCUAAAUAAGGUCCGCCAAGCAAAAACCUGAUUUAAAAAAAAAAUGCAUUUAUAAGAAUGCUGUAAAUACAGAAAUUGUUUGCUCAGUGGGAAAUGAAGAUCCAACUAGUAAGUGACAACUGUGUGGAGUUUGUGACAGCAACUAUGUGAGAUUAUUACAGUAUUAUAGACACUAUGUCCUGGGAUUUCCUAUAGUCUUCUAAUUAUUGUGUGGCUUGUGAGGUCGUAAAUAGUUUGCAGUUCAAACCGUUCGGACUUUACAGAUGUUUUUGUGAGAAGAACCGUCUUCGGGAUCCGGCCUUGUCUCAAACACCGCUGUAGCUCAGCCCUCAUUAAUUGCACAAGUCUGUAGCACAGAGACACAAUGUUUAAAAGGGUUUGGAAGCACUAAAUCACGCUGGCGUGAUUGUGGGACAAAGCGUUUCCUGACAUUUCCAGGUGUACAAGUAGCCUAGGCUAUCAUACCAUUUGCAUUGAAUUUUGUGACUGAAAGUUAAAUGUGCAUUGCACAUGAACCUAAGUCAAACGGUGGUGGUUUUCUCAGAUCAGGUCCUGGGUGGAUACAAUUAAUAGGCCGGGACGAUACCAGUAUCUCGAUACUCGUUAGCAUCGUGGCAAGGAAACAAAACAUGAAGCAGAUUUAACUUCUAGGAAAACAGCCCUAAUGUUGGAAACAAACAAUUGUGUUGUCAUCCAGAGUCACAUUUAUGUAUUUUCCAAGUUAUAGCUCACAAUACUUUACAUGGGUCUAACUCCGUUGAUUAUUUGCUCUGUCCUCAGUUGAUGGACCUCAGCAAGAAGGUGUUUGGCAAGCGGUUGUUUGAGAGGCUGAUGAAGAUGACGUUCUACGGGCAGUUUGUGGCUGGGGAGGACCACAACUCCAUCAAGCCUCUGAUCCAUAAGAACCAGGCCUUUGGUGUGGGGUCAGUCCUGGAUUACAGUGUGGAGGAGGACCUGACCCAGGAGGAGGCAGAGAAGAAGGAGAUGGAGUAAGUAGUCUCUGUCAUUCCUAGUCUAUAUCUCACAAACCCGGCCUCUAUAACUCUAAUAAAGGAUAUAGGGCUCAACACUUCAAACACAAGCUUCCACAUUUUCUAGUUUCAUAAGUUAUUGAUUAGGAAUCAUUUAUUUAUUUCUAGCUAUGUGCUAUAGAGUGAGAUGCCUAUACUGCUAACUCAGUGGCCACUAUGUAAACAUGUUAUGCAAUUGACCUAUGGCAAAAUGCCACUGUCAAAGUCAUCCUAUCUGAUCCAAUACUAUUUGCAAAGGUUAUGGGUUACAGUUUCAUAUGUUGCACUUUUCUCAGAUUUUAAUGUAGGUUCUCCCUGCUAUGUCUGUCUCUCUCCCUCUCAAACCCACAGGCCUACUCAUGUUUCAUAUUCAUAAAAAGCUGUGUUUACAGCUUCCCACCAGAUUUCUUUUUUCAUGCAUCACUUUCAGUAUCUGACGUUGCCCAGCAAUACCCAGACACUAUUGGUCAGUUCAGACACACCCCUCUCUCCUGAUUUGUUGAGGUGAAGGAGCACAUUUAUUCCAGUCCCUUUUGAGAAUGCAGUCACAUGAGGUGGAUUGAGACAAGCCAGCCUUGUUGGGUAACUUGACGCACUCUUUCGAAGGAGGCCCAGGAAGUGUUAUGUAAUGUGUUUUGGAAAACAGCCCCCCCAUGUUUGGUUAGGGAUUUUCUUAGAUGGGCUAUGCACACACUCAAGCUGAACUAACAGGCGGAAUACUGAAGAGGCCCAACUGAAUGGUUCCAAUUAAAGUGUACAUUUGAGGAAGGGGCUUGAGUCCAGCAGAAAUAAAUUAAAUGUUAACAUAAUAUGUUAUUAUGGUAUAUUUUGUGUUACAGAACGAUUCAGUGAUACAUACCAUUUAUGCAUACACAGCAUGCAUUUCGUUAUUAAAAACAUGUUGCGGUAAUCAUGUUGUGAACAAUAUUCUGCUGUCUCCAUCAACUCAACCAUAAGGAAAAUGUCCAUAUAUGACAACAUUGGGGUCUACAAAUCAUUGCAAGUUAUGGAACAGCCUAGAUGGUGCUGUGUACUACGUGGCUCAGUAUUUUGGGUUACCCAUCAGCCAGCUGCCACCCUCUCCAUCUCCUCCGGUUUGUUCUCAUGUAACAUCAUGAUUAGGGAAGGAGAUGCUGCAUAGCAAUGUCUCAGCAACAGGUCAAAGGUGAGCCAGGGGGUGGGGUGGUGGAUGGGAAUACAGUGAACGGGUUAGUGAUACCAUCAAAGGCAAACUUGGUAACAUUCUGGCCUUACCUCAUCAUUGCUGUGGAACUCUUCACAUGAGGAGACUAAUUUGCACCUUUAGAGCCAAACUACAUUGAUGGAAUAACACAUAACAUCCUCUCCUCUCUUGUUAAUAAUUGAAUGUACCAGAGAAAAGGAUUACUCAUAUUCACUGGAAUUGUUCACACAAGUAAGGCUUUAACACCCUCCUAAUGUGAUGAUGGUCCGUCCGUACAGGAUCAACUUGUUGUGAAUUCAUCAUUGUGGGAGUGUACCAGAGUUCUGGUCAACCUUUUUUUAUUAACUUUGGCAAAGGACAUGCUUUGAUUGACUUUCUGAAGUCUAUGGCUUCCAAACCUCCAGACUCAACUAAAGGAUGUUCAAAUUUCCAUUCAGAUUGUACAGUCAGCCUGUGCAAAUAUUUAUCUCCAGAUAAUAUUUAGUGAUGGUGUAAAAAAUUGAUAGUUACAUAUCGCGAUAUUAUUUUGGGAAAUUAUUAUAUACACAGAGUAUAAAAAAACAUUAAGAAUACCUGCUUUUUCCAUGACACAGACUAUCCAGGUGAACACUGUGAUCCUUUAUUGAUGUCACCUGUUAAAUCCACUUCAAUCAGUGUAGAUGAAGGGGAGGAGACUGGUUAAAUAAGGAUUUUUAAGCCUUGAGACAAUUGAGACAUGGAUUGUGUAUAUGUGCCAUUUUAGAGGGUGAAUGGGCAAGACAAAAUAUUUAAGUGCCUUUGAACGGGGUAUGGUUGUAGGUGCCAGGCAUACCGGUUUGUGUCAAGAACUGCAACUCUGCUGUUUUUUUUCAUGCUCAACAGUUUCCUUUGUGUAUCAAGAAUGGUCCACCAUCCAAAGGACAUCUAGCCAACUUGACACAACUGGGGGAAGCAUUGUAGUCAACAUGGGCCAGCAUCCCUGUGGAAAGCUUUUGACACCUUGGAGAUUCCAUGCCCCGACGGAUUCAGGCGGUUCUGAGUGCAAAAGGGUUGCACAAUUCAAUAUUAGGAAGGUGUUCCUAAUGUUUGGUAUACUCAAUGUAGAUAUUUGACUCCCAAGUAUCGAUUGUGAAAAAAUAAAUAAUACAACUCAAAUGUGCUGCUGUAGGUAGUGCUUGUCCGCUCCACCUGUGCCAAAACUCCAAUAUUUUUCAUCCUAUAGCUUGUUCUCUAUCUUCUUUUUAAAUAGUGAGCCAACAUGUUUUCAGCCCUUUUAUUUCCUUGACUGAUCAAAACUAGUUUUCUCAUGCUCUCUUGUCUCUCUGCAGCAGACAUAUAGUGAGCAAUAUGUUUGGGACAGCAAAUCGCAAUAUCGAAUCCCAAUACAUAUAGAAUCGUGAGAAUCGCAAUACAUAUUGUAUCGACACCUAAGUAUCGUGAUCGUAUCGUGAGGCCCUAAUAACAUUGAGCGAUGCAGCCACUGAGACAACCAAUAGCUCAAAAAAAUCAAUUCAGUAAUGUGCUAAUGAAAGAUCAUUAUCCUUCAUUUUAUUCAAACUUGGAUUGUAGAGUUGUGGAUCUAGACAGGAUCUUACUGGAUUAACCUAGGCCAUGUGUGAUGCACUGAGGUUUUGAAAUAGCCCCCCUUGUGACUCACAGUCAGCACUCUUUAUCAGAAGUCCACAACAGUACAAGAGAUCAAAUAGCAGGACAUUUGCACUUCUACAUAACGUUAGGCCCCCUGUGCUGCCAUGCGUACCAUAUAUAGCACAGUCAACAUAUUGGCAAACUCACUGGAUAGGUUGUGAAACGCUGAGCUCAAACUGAUAUUAACAGCACCUGCAUGUGGAGCCUGGCACAAAACGUGAUAAUCUUUAGCGCACGACCUUGAGUUAUGAAAUUAUAACUCAUAAUACAGUUCAAGACCUCAUCUUCCACCUCAUCUACUUACUUCAACAUGAUGUCCAACAUCUUAUAUGGUACUGAACACUUUUACAAUUAUUAUUUGUCGUUAUAGUAGUGGUGGCAGACUGGCAGUGAUAUUAGACCUAGUAGUGUUAUGUCAUGUUAAUUUGAUGUUUCAUAUUUUUCAGCUCCUGUGUGUCUGAAGCUGAGAAAGAAAGUCCAGGUGUGUAUUUGUUGAUGGAAACUGAUAAACAACUGAAAAUGAGUUUUCAUUUACAAUACUUUGAUUGACUUAAUGUGCACUUAAUUUGUUGUAGUGCCAACUAGUGAAUACUUCGUAACGCAGGAACAUGACUACAGUAAAUGUUACUACUUGAUAGAAAUGUUUUUAUUUCUGAUGCAUCAAGCCAUCUGGUUGGUGGAGGUGUGGGGAGUGAUAGCAGCGGGGUCACAUUGCCAAAAUGUCUGUUACUUCAGCAGUGUGCCUGAAUGCUAACCUCCUGGGUCUAUGCCAGCAGUCAUUUAAGGGUUGAUAUAGGACUCUUACAUGAGGUGACAUGAGAGUUUGCAUGGUUGAGGCAACUGGUUUUAUCUGGAUUUACUCUGGAGGCUAGGAGAGGGGUUAAGGAGGGCAGGUAUGCAUGUUAAGUUAGGAGAGCAGCUGAAACCCUGGUUCAUGUCAUGUGUUGCAUGUUUUGGGGCCCUGGACUUAAAUUUAUGUAACUCUCUCUCCCCCCAUGUAUUAUUUUCUGAGUGGCACUAGAUAUCUAAACAUCUAUUUUCUUUGACUUCUUUUGACUAAUUUUCCACAUUCCCAAGAAUGAUAUGGUGUACAUAUGGGUCAGUAUUUGUAUUAAAGAAGCACAUGCCUGCUCAAGCAUGUGUUUAUGCUGAUAUAUGCUAAGACUGAUGUUCUAAAGAAAAAGAUCUUCAGGUAUCUGUGCCAAAUUAGUCCUGCAGUAGAUUAUUUAGGUGAUGGUGGUGAGGGUCAUUCCUAUUGACACUAGGCUACUCUCCUGUCCUUUCCUGCCAGUGGUCGGUGUGGCUACUCUAGUCUAGAGGAAAGUCUGGUUGCCUAGAUAGAUGUCUCAUGUUGUCUUCUGAUUGUAGGCAUUGACCACCGUGAGAAGAAGUACAAGGCCCACCGUCAGUUUGGGGACCGUCGUGGGGGCGUGAUCAGUGCCAGGACCUAUUUCUAUGCUGAUGAGGCCAAGUGUGACAACCAAAUGGAGACCUUCCUGAACUGCAUCAAAGCCUCAGGUGAGCACACAAUAAAAUGCAGUGAAUUCAUAACAUUUUUCUAAACAUCCUUGAAAGGUCAAACUCAUUGCAGACUCUUUGCAGAUGUUAUUAUAUCAUGCAUAAUAGGAUUCUUAUGAUCUAUUUAUCAGUGGUGUUAUUGCUGCACUAAAUAUUAUGUUUUAUCUUUAUUAUUCCUCUCAGGGGGGGCCUCUGUAGAUGGAUUUUCUGCCAUUAAGAUGACUGCCCUGGGCCGCCCACAGUUCCUGGUGAGUAAGACCCUCUGCCUGUUAGACUCUCUCUUUUAGCCCUUGAUUUAACAUGGGCAGUGAUCGUGACAGAGUGCAGCUUUGUUUGUUUGGUUUUAUGACCUUUCUGCUGCUCCCCUCUCCAGCUCCAGUUCUCUGAGGUGCUGGUGAAAUGGAGGAGGUUCUUCAACCUGUUGGCAGCACAGCAGGGGAAGUCGGGCAUGCACGCACUGGAGCAGAAACUGGAACUGGAGCAACUGAAGGUGCGUGUCGCCUAGAGCAACACUCAAAGUAGAGAUGUGACUGCAGUCAAGCAGAUUCCCAGCUUAAAAAGCAGAUUAGCUUCUUUGAGACAAAAACACCUGUGGGGGGGGAAAAAAGGCUAGUGAUUCCCUAUUUCGUUAAUGUUUCAUCAGUAGUAGCCUAGUUAUCAAUAUUAUUACAUUUUUGGAAAUCAUUUUGUUUCCCGUAGGAGAGUUUGACUAAGCUGGGUGUUGGAAAUAAAGACGACAUUGAGAACUGGUUUACUGGAGAGAAACUGGGCUUAUCAGGGUAAGCGGUUAAACUCACCUGGAAUGCAUCAUGAGCACACAGACUAUCUACUAUUCAAUGGAUAGGAUGUGUGUACAGGACUGGAUUUGACUUUGAAUCUGCCAUUUUCAUGUUCCCCAGAACAAUAGACCUCCUGGACUGGAAUAGCUUGAUCAACGACAGAACAUCGAUCUCAAACCUGCUCGUCAUUCCCAACUUUGAGGUGAGCUAGCCACAUAUACAUAUACACACACACACACACACACACACACACACACACAUUUACAUACCCUUACAAUAUUUAACAUGCAGGUAUGCAUACUGUAUGCUAUCCACCUGAAUGUGUUUGUACACAAACUCUUGAAGUACAAGCUCAAAUCCAUCCAUCCAUGCAGUGUACAUACAGUAUAUGCAUGCAUACAUGAAUGCAUUUUGUAGUUCAAGUCAAAGUUUACCCUUAAUGAAAUGUCAGUUUCCGCUGGUCUUCUAGACUGGUCAGCUGGAGCCUCUGUUGAGGAAGUUCACUGUUGAAGAGGAGAAACAGAUGAAGAGGAUGCUGCAGAGAGUGGAUGUUCUGGCCAAGGUAAGGUGAUUCUAGAGUUCAAUAUAAGGCACUGUUGCCUAACAUGGUUUUACAAUUGAACAGUUGGUUAACAACAGUAUAUUGACCUAGCUGGUCACAUGGAUCAUGGGAUGCAGUAUAUCUCAAAUUUUACGGAGAAACUUAUCUUACUCUCUGCCCUGCCUCAGUGAGCAGGCCAUACCAUUCGUUUAUUGGAAAUAAACCUUUUGGCAAUUAGUUUUGUUUGUCAGAUUUACUAACUUAAAAAAAGAAUAAUGCAACUUCAGUAAUGUCGUCAUUGUUGGGAAAGGUUUGAAUUGUAAUUACCCUCCUCCAAUAGGAGCAAGAGUCUACUACUAUGACGUGUUGUAUCCAGAGUCUGUCUGUUCUGAAGUGAGUCUCUAUAGAUAAUUACAUUAUCAUGGCUGGACUAAAGGCAACAGUAGAUAGCAAUGGCCCAAAUGCUUCCAAAUGCUCAGAAAUAGAAAAGAAGGCAUAACAUGACCACUGAAAUGUUUCAAGUGAUCCAGACAAAUGUCUUCACUUUUGUGUUGAAGUAAAGCACCAUUUCUAUCCCAGGAGGUACCUAGGGUUAAAGCUCAGCAGGGGUUAACAGAAAGCUGUUGUUGCUUCUCGUAUCCCAGCAUGCAGUGGACAAUGGGGUGAGGCUGAUGGUGGACGCUGAGCAGACGUACUUUCAGCCGGCCAUCAGCAGACUGACCCUGGAGAUGCAGAGGAUCUUCAACAGAGAGAAGCCCAUCAUCUUUAAUACCUACCAGUGCUACCUCAAGGUGAGGCCUUGACACCGUUCUCAACACCCCCCAUCAUCUCUGGUUGUUGUUGUUCAUCUGCAUUUUUGUCAAGCUCGGGACUGUCGGGACUACAUGUACAAUCGCAUAGAUUAUGUAUGCAGGGAGGCCCUCUAUGUAUAGACUUGUCGUGCCCCUAGGAAUAGAGGACAACCGGUUUCAUAAGCCCUUUCAUAGUUAACCCAUAAAAGCCUUCCAUAUUUAACCUGUAAAAGACCAACCUACUAUAUAAACCUUUUAAACCUGCCAUAUCCAUGUUUAUGCUGCAUCUUUUUAGUUUUAUGAUAAGGUGUGUACACAUAAACCUGAUAUGAACAUAUCAAAUGAAAAUAACAUGACUGUGUUACUAAUUUAUCCUUUAUAAGAGAUGUUAUGGACACUCAGGUGACUUGAAUGGCAAUAUUUGUGUUGUUAACCAUAGCGUUAUAUAAUUGUGUGACCUAUGACUUAUACAGGAAGCGUAUGACAAUGUGUCUGUGGACGUGGAGCUGUCCCGGCGUGAGGGCUGGUACUUUGGGGCCAAGCUGGUUCGCGGCGCCUACAUGUACCAGGAGAGGAGCAGAGCGGAGGAAAUCGGCUAUGAGGACCCCAUCAACCCAGAUUAUGAGGCCACCAACAGAAUGUACCACAAGUAAGGCCCCUUACGUGCUCUGGUGUGAAGUUUCCCCUAGGGACAGAUCUAGGAUCAGCUUCCCUCCCCUAACCUUAACCAUUACUGUGGAAAAUGCAAAACUGACCUAAGAUCAACUUCACCCUACUCCCACUGGCGUUCUGUGUGACUUUAGUAAAUUGUUAUUUAAUUGGUUGAAUAAGGAUAUGCAUUAUGUGAUGAAAUCAUUAUAUCAGCUGAAUGGAUUAGCUGAAGUUCCUGGUCUUUUCCCUGAUCCUCUGAAGGUGUUUAGAGUUUGUGUUGGAGGAGAUCGACCACAACAGAAAGGCUAAUGUCAUGGUGGCGUCACACAACGAGGACACUGUCAAAUUCACCCUGGAAAAGUAAGGCCAGCCUCUGGGCUUUAUUCAAAUCAAGAGGCAGUUAGACUAAUUUAGGGUAGGACGUGCAUCAGCUAGUUAAUUUGUACAUACAUUUUGUUACACAAAGCACCAAACCAAUAGUGACACCACAUCAUAGAAACCAAAUGUAUUAUAUAAAUGCUUACAUCAGUGAGGUGAUGUUUAUUAUUGAGCAGUGUUAUGUUGUUGAAUAUUUACAACCCAUCUGUGUUGUUUCUGCAGGAUGAACGAGAUGGCUCUGUCCCCCACUGAGAACAAGGUCUAUUUUGGACAGCUGCUCGGCAUGUGUGACCAGAUCAGCUUCCCUCUAGGUACAGUAAUAUCAACACAGUACUGUAGAUUGUUGUUGCAUAAUCAAUGGGUUUAUUGGAGUUCAAGAUUUAUUGAUUGGCAUUUUAGUCUGAAAUUCUGAGAAAUCUUAGAGCCUCCAUACCACCGACUGAACUAUAGAUGACUGUGAAACAAACAACAACCUUAGGGUCUCACUCAGUCACCUGAUACCAUACCAUAGCUCUCCUUACACAUUUUGUUGUUAUAUAAUAUUGCUUUCUAUUGAUUUGCAAAAUUAGUUUAGAAACAUAAACGUUUAGACAAAAAUACCUCACAUGUAAUUAAGUUCUAAUGUUUUUUUGUGCUCGUGUGAAACGUAUUGCCUGUUGUAGUUUCUCCAGUCAUGUAACAUGUCUCACACUCCCUCUCCAUCUCUGUCUCUUUGUCUGAGAAUAGGCCAGGCUGGAUUCCCAGUGUACAAGUACGUCCCCUACGGCCCAGUCAACGAGGUCAUCCCUUACCUGUCUCGCCGUGCCCUGGAGAACCGGGGCUUCAUGAAGGGAUCCCAGAGGGAGCGCAGCCUGCUGUGGAAGGAGCUCAAACGCAGGCUGCUCAACGGACAGAUCCUCUACAAGCCUGUGUACUAACUGAGCUGACUGACUGUCUGGCACACCAGCACUCCGCCCCUUUAAAACAUUCCAGUGUCUUAACUGAACCUGCCCUGCGCACAAUGGAGGAACCCUAACUGCCACUUAAGUCGAAUUUUCACUUAGUCAUGCACUGAUGUGAAUGGGAGACUAAAGUGAAAAUUUUACUUACAGUAAGUGGAAGUUAGGAUUUACCCCUGUGUCUAGUACUGAGAUACAAUCCUAAUGCCAAUUGACCCCCUGUCUCUGCCUUUUUGCUCUAUUUAUUGCAGCUGAAAAUGUCCUUAUUAUCUAUGAUAAUCCUUAUCCACUGCAUUUGUCGUGGUACAGUGGCUUAAUCAGUGGUCUUUUAUGUAAAUAACUUAGUGGUCGUAUCAGUUUAACUGUAAAUUGAUUAAACUGUAGUUGACUGUAGAUUUUUUCUGGAUUUGUUUAGGCACCUAUUUAAUGUGUCCAUUGUCUUUGUGUGUUUCAUUUUGUGUUCAGAAAUGGUUUGUUUUCUUGUAUGUACAUGGUCCCGUGUGGCUCAGUUGGUAGAGCAUGGCGCUUGCAACGCCAGGGUUGUGGGUUUGAUUCCAACGGAGGACAAGUAUGAAAAAUGUAUCUACUCACUACUGUAAUUGAAUUUACCACAGGUGGACUCCAAUCAAGUUGUAGAAACAUCUCAAGGAUGUUCAAUAGAAACAGGAUGCAACUGAGCUCAAAAUGUGGAACAAAAUGGAUAAGAGCAUCUGCUAAAUGACUAAAAUGUAAAUGUAUAAUUUU